Messenger RNA from Micromonas commoda, 1482 nucleotides. RefSeq lists its product with no specific name. Gene Ontology annotation, molecular function: protein binding. The coding region runs from base 1 to 1482 and encodes 493 amino acids. The record is from RefSeq and is a predicted model, not a curated record. Gene Ontology annotation, biological process: N-glycan processing. The transcript has 3 exons. Lineage: Eukaryota; Viridiplantae; Chlorophyta; Mamiellophyceae; Mamiellales; Mamiellaceae. Gene Ontology annotation, cellular component: glucosidase II complex.
AUGAGGACGACACGCGGCGCGCUGAGGAUCCUCACGGCGGCGCUCCUCGUCGCCGCCGUCCGCUGCGGGUCCAUCGACGCGGGAUCGCGGGUACUCCCGCGCGGCGCGAACCCCGCCGACGCGGAGAGGUACGCCGCGCACGACGGAUCCUCCGCCUUUGUCUGCGACGGUGGCGCCACGACGAUCGACCGAUCGCGCGUGAACGACGACUACUGCGACUGCGACGACGGCGCGGACGAGCCCGGCACGUCCGCGUGCGCCAACGGCGAGUUUCACUGCCGCAACCGAGGGCACCGAUCGAUCUCGCUCCCGUCGUCCCGCGUCAACGACGGCGUGUGCGACUGCUGCGACGGCACCGACGAGCACGACGGGGGCGCGCGUUGCCCGAACACGUGCCUGGCGGCGGGGGCGUCGAGGCGCGACGAGAUCCGCGCCAGGGUGAGCAGCGCCCGGGGGGGCGUGGACGCGAGGAGGAAGAUCCUCGAGGGCGCGCCGGCGCUGAGACGGCGGUGGCAGGACGAAUCCGUCAAGCUGGAGAAGGACGUCGCCGCUCAGAGGGAGAUCGUGCGCGACGCGAGCGUCGCCAAGGAAGCCGCGGAGGCGGAGGAGAAGAAGGCGACGGAGGCGGAGGAUCGCCUGAACAAGCGCGAGGCGAGUAAGAAUAAAGGCGACGACGACGCGUCGGGCAACGAAACCGCCGUCGCCGACACAGCUGUCGCCGACGCCGUUCCCACGCCCACCCCAACCUCGACGGAAACCGUGGACGAGUACCCCGUCAUCGAGGACGACGCGGUUCCCGAGCUUCAGGCGAUCGACGACGUCGCGGAUGAACGGGAAGAGUCGGAGGAGGAACGCGGUCGACGAAUCGCGCAGCAGUGGAUCCACGGAGACAGCGAGUCCACCGGCACGGCACCCUCGGGGCCCAGCUCGCCCGCCGACGUCCCCGACGCUAUCCGAGACAGGGCGACGCGCGCCAAGAAAGCCGCGAACGACAAGCGCGACGUUCACGCGCAGGCGCAGCGCACGCUGACGGAGCUCGAGGGGAAACACAAGGACGUGACCAAGCGGCUGAGCACCUUCUUCGGUCCCAACAUGGAGCUCGCGCACAUGGUGGGCGAGUGUUACAAGCUCACCGUCGAGCAAUACGCGUACGAGGUGUGCCCGUUCGGGGAUGCCAAACAGGACACCACGAGGCUCGGGACGAUGCAACCCGUCGACGUGAAGGACCCGCGGACGAUGGUGUUCAACGGCGGCGAGCGGUGCUGGAACGGGCCGGCGCGGUCCAUCACGGUGAGCCUCCGGUGCGGCGGCGGCGGCAACAAGCUGGCGGAUGUGGAGGAGCCGAGCCGAUGCGAGUACGCCGCAAAGCUGUACACCCCCGCGGCGUGCGACCCUGGGGAGGUGGACGCUCUCGAACGGGAGCUCGCGGAGAUGGAGGAGGAGGCGAGGGCGGCGAUGGGGGCGCCGCACGACGAGCUGUAG